AUGGCGCCGCCCAAGAACCGAGUCCGCAAAUUCCACCGUCGGAGCAAGAACGGCUGCUCGACAUGCAAGCAACGUCAUGUCCGCUGCGACGAGCGCAAGCCUCUAUGCACCACCUGUUUGCAAACCGGCAGGGACUGCGUAUACCCCGACCCGGUCACCGACGUGGAGUCCCGGCCCGAAUCCGAACCCGACACGGCGUUGAUCCCGGCUGAGGAGUCAGCCCGCCUUGUUAAUGUCUUGUCCCAUCAACCGUUCGAUGGCUUCUCCGGUGACUACCAACUGUCUGAAAUGUCGCAAUGGCUUUUUCAUCAAUUCUCCAACUUCUAUGUUAGGGGUCAAACCCCAGUAGAAAGGGGCCAGAAUCUGUGCAGCUUGCAGAGAACUUUUAUGCACCCCGGCCUGCUUCAUGGCUGCCUGGUUGUCGCUGCCUGUCAAUGGGCUUGGGUCACCGGGUCACUCGAGCAAGUCAAGGUCCCCUUUCUCUAUCAUAAAGCAGCUGCCUAUGAAUUCGCCAAGAAACAGCUUUCCGAGUCUGAAAACGGUGUUACCGACACGGCAGUUUUUGCCAUAGCAUCACUAGCACUAACCGAGGGCGCCGUUGGCGACUUAGAUGCGUCUUCUAAGCAUUUACGAGGCCUUCACAAGUUGACGCUCAAAAAGAAUGGGUACAACCUGAUGAGGUCAAACCUAGCCCAGCAAAUGUUGGAAAUGGCAGGUGAUCGUUUGCGACGGGGCGAGGUUCACGUCAUACACGACGCCAUCAGUGCCGAUUUCCAGCCCAGCAUCAUCGCUUUGCUGUUCACAUCGCUGUGGGACAUGGAGAGUCUGCCGCCGCGACAGGCACCGAGAUACGGCUGGUGGGAAGGUGCCGAGACACCAACGGACUUGCUCUGGCAAGGGUACACCAAGAACCUGAACUGGGAGCUUUCACGCGGUUUCGAUCCCGAGCGUAACAUUGCCACCAUGUUGAACGGUGAUCCGAAGAGCAGUAGAGCAAGUUACAUAGCGACAUUUUUCUACCUCGUCAUGGCAGUUAAUGACAGCGAAAUGGACUGCGUAUUAACAGUAUGGCUGCUAGAGCAACUUAUCGACGACGUUUGCAACAAAGAGGAGGAAAUGAUUUCUGGAUCCUUCAGCAGGAGCUUGUGGUUCUGGAGCGUCCUAUUUGGCGCGGCCGUAGCCAACUCGGGCAGACCCAUCACUGCUACGGGAAAGCAACAGCUCGCUAAAUGGCGGGCUGUGUAUUCAGCAAAGUUGUGCAUCGCAAGCUCUGUGAUGCAACUUGACGAUUGGAGAGCUGCCAAGGUAGCACUAGCUGAGGUUGCUUGGACGGAGGGGACAGGCGCCGAAAACAGGCUCCGAGAAAUAUGGGAAAAUGCGAUGUCAGGCCGAGGUGUCCGGGACGAUGGCCUCGACGUACGCGGUCAUGUAAUUGUGUAA
Molecule: messenger RNA, 1440 nt
Organism: Colletotrichum truncatum
Lineage: Eukaryota; Fungi; Ascomycota; Sordariomycetes; Glomerellales; Glomerellaceae
Product: C6 transcription factor
Biological process (GO): regulation of transcription by RNA polymerase II
Molecular function (GO): zinc ion binding; DNA-binding transcription activator activity, RNA polymerase II-specific
Source: RefSeq, a predicted model, not a curated record